Molecule: messenger RNA, 927 nt
Organism: Andrographis paniculata
Lineage: Eukaryota; Viridiplantae; Streptophyta; Magnoliopsida; Lamiales; Acanthaceae
Product: membrane steroid-binding protein 2-like
Exons: 2
Coding region: 107-694 (195 amino acids)
Cellular component (GO): endomembrane system; membrane
Source: RefSeq, a predicted model, not a curated record
CUUAGUAGCGGAGGGUUUAAAUGGUAGUUUCUAUCCAUCAGCUUCACCAACGAAUCCUUUUACCAAACCCUAAUUUUCAUCGCCAAUCCAUUGGGAGGAGGCUUCCAUGGCGAUCUGGGAGACGGUAACACAUUCGAUCGACGCCUACACCGGUUUGUCGCCGGCGGCGUUCUUCACGAUACUGGCGCUCAUGUUUGUCACCUACAAGGUGGUCUGCGGCAUGUUUGUUGCUGCCGAUGACUACGCCGCCGUCAAGAGAGGCUACGAGAUUGCCAUCCGCGAGCCGGUGCAGCUAGGCGACGUAACUGAGGAGGAGCUGAAGGCGUACGAUGGCUCCGACUCGAACAAGCCCUUGCUCAUGGCGAUCAAAGGACAGAUCUAUGAUGUAUCCCGUUCCAGGAUGUUCUACGGACCCGGUGGACCGUACGCUAUGUUUGCUGGAAGGGAUGCAAGCCGAGCUCUGGCCCUCAUGUCUUUCGACCCAAAAGACCUCACGGGGAAUGUUGAAGGUCUAAGUGCUUCCGAGUUGGAAGCUUUGCAAGAAUGGGAAUAUAAGUUCAUGGAGAAAUACGUCAAGGUUGGUCAACUAGUUUCAAGAAAUAUCUCAGAGUCGAAACAAAAUGAGAUCGAGGGGGAAGCAGCAACCGAGUUCAAAAAUGAGGAAAAAUCCACCGGAGGAAAUGAGGCGCAGUAGGACACAUCUGUGACAAGGUACAAUCGCAAUGUCUCUCGGAUUUUGACCAUUAUAUAGUCUGUUUAGUCAUGUAUAGAAACAAAAAUGACACAAACUUGAAUAACUUGCGAUCAUUUAGUUAGCCGGGGGAUUUGAAUUCGAAAAUUUAACUUAUAAUCUGUAUGUAUUGUGAGAAGCAUUUGUGGUCACUGAAGUUCAGUUUAUAGCUAUGCUAUCUAUGGUUCUUUUCUUUA